This is a messenger RNA of Leptidea sinapis, 1609 nucleotides long. RefSeq lists its product as uncharacterized. The coding region runs from base 322 to 1113 and encodes 263 amino acids. The record is from RefSeq and is a predicted model, not a curated record. NCBI's taxonomy places the organism in Eukaryota, Metazoa, Arthropoda, Insecta, Lepidoptera, Pieridae. The transcript has 2 exons.
AUGUUAUUUUAAAGUCAUAUAAGAAAUUAUUUUCAAAGGUUUAAUAGGUAUAUACUCAAUGUACUGCUAUCUAUAUUCUAUGCCGUUGUUACGAUAGCUAAGCUAACAUCAACAGACAACGGUAGUUUAAAUUCUUGUCAAUUGUAUAUUUUCUUGUAACUACGAAUAUUUUGAAAUAUAUCAUCACUAAAAUGGACAAAAGACGCAUGAAUCUGCAAAGAACAAAUAAUGAGAAGAGCUUCUCAGUAAUGUCUGCUCCAUCAUCGGCAUCCGCACGGAAUAUGAAAAUACCUCUACGUCCCAUCAAGAUCGACAACAUUUAUGAAAUGUCAUUCGGCGUCCAGUAAGUCUGAAACCAGUGUCUCCAACGCUAGUACUCCAGUAGAAACGCCUCAACAACAGGUUGUUUACGGUGGUGCGUCAAGUAAGUCUAAAACCAGUGUCUCCAAUGCUAGUACUCUAGUAGAAACGCCUCAACAACAGGUUGUUUACGGUGGUGAGUCAAGUAAGUCUAAAACCAGUGUCUCCAACGCUAGUACUCCAGUAGAAACGCUUCAACAACAGGUUGUUUACAGUCAGUUUCUAAGAACUAUGCUAGAAGAUUGUUUGAUAGACCAGAAGAUUAAGCGGGAAGAGAACCAGUUGGAUGUUCAGAUGGCUCAAUUGUCUAGUAGAUUUAUGGAUCAUAUACAGCAGAUAGAGAAAACUAAUCGUCGUUUAAAGGAUAUAUUAUUUGUUGUGGAGCAACAGAGGCUAUUGGAUCUUAAGACUCAAGAUUGUACAAAAUUUCAUGAACUAACCGAGCAAUCCGAUGUACAGAGUGUAAUGAAGCACCUAGCUACCACAGAGCAAGCUUGCUUAGAUAGAUUAGAAGCAAAAAAUGUAGACUUUGGUUAUAAUAAGGAAUCGGGUCACAAGCAGCUCCUGGAUGCAGUUAAUGAUGCGAUAGAUGGAUUGGAACAGAUAAAAAAACACUCAGAUCUGGACAUGGACAAGUUUAAAGAAUUUGAAAAGACACUAAAGUGUUUGGAUGAUCUAGAGAAAGAUAGAUCAGAUUUAUCAAUGUUGAAGAACGAGUUUGAUGAGAUGAUGGAUGGUGAUGUUAAUUUGUAGCCUCAAAAUUGUCAUAACAUCAAACACACAUAAAACUGCAGACUGGAUUUGGUGUUAAAAUACAAACUUUAUGGAGUGCAACUAAUAUACUAAGACGGAUGCUUUAUCUCAGUGAGUGAGUCAGAAAUCAAGGUGUGUCGGAGAAUCAGCCUUUUUUUUAAUAUCUGCAAGCAGUCCACAAUUUAUUAUUUCAUUUAAAAAUUAUCGCUAUGUAGAUAAUAUCACCUUAUUUUCUUUGAUAACAAUGAAACAGAUAUUGAGUGUCAUAUAUUUUGUUUAUGUGUGUUUAAUGAAUUUGUAUUAAUAUAAUAUAAUAUUGACACACUUUUUACACAAAUUAUCUUGCCCCUAGUUAAGCAUAUAUAGCCUGUGUUAUGGGUUACAAGACAAUGAUAUAUUUAAUACAAUAUACUUACUUAAACAUACAUAAAUACAUUUAAACAUGCAUAAAUCGGAAACAAACUAAAUAAAUAAUAAGUAAAGGGUUAUUAAUAUA